AUGACUUUAAUUGCUGCUUUAUCUUCAAUGGGAUCAGUCCAAUCAAACAACUCCAUCUUCAAGAGUCAAGCUGGUGUCACUGGAACCAGUUCAAACCAAUCAUCAAACAAGAUUGCACUCUUGGAUAUAUAUACAAAUGUCCAAGUUGAUGUUGAGAAUUCCAGUAGCACCACAGAUGAUGUCGAACUCUAA
This is a messenger RNA of Heterostelium album PN500, 192 nucleotides long. RefSeq lists its product as uncharacterized. The transcript is spliced from 2 exons. NCBI's taxonomy places the organism in Eukaryota, Evosea, Eumycetozoa, Acytosteliales, Acytosteliaceae. The record is from RefSeq and is a predicted model, not a curated record. The coding region runs from base 1 to 192 and encodes 63 amino acids.